AUGGCACCUACCAACAGGGCCGCUUGGCUUGCGGGCAAGCAGGUGUUUCCGUUGCAUGUUGGCGAAGCACCCUACACACCACCCGGGCCGAACGAGGUAGUUGUCAAAUCAGCAGCCAUCGCUAUCAACCCUGUCGAGGCCAUGAAACAAGCCAUGGGAGACAACAUGAUGCCCUGGAUAAAAUACCCCUUUAUCCUCGGCCACGACGUAGCAGGCGAGGUGGUCGAGGUUGGAUCCAAAGUCACACGCUUCCACCCUGGCGACCGCGUACUCGGUGACGCCGUAAGCAUCGACCAACGAAGCAACCGUUCCUGCGAAGGCGCAUUUCAAGAAUACGUCGUGCUACGCGAAAACCUUGUUUCCCCGAUACCGGAUAGCCUUGAUUAUGAACACGCGUGUGUGCUCCCACUCGCCAUCUCGACGGCUGCAUGCGCACUGUACAUGAAGACCUACCUGGCACUGGACCCGCCUUCACUCAAGUCUGAAAAGAAGGGCAAAACCGUCUUGAUAUGGGGCGGUUCAACAAGUGUUGGCGCCAACGCUAUCCAGCUUGCUACUGCUUCCGGAUACGAAGUCAUCACCACUGCAUCGCCCAAGAACUUCAACUUCGUCAAGAGUCUGGGCGCCACCCACGUUUUCGACUACCACAGUGCAACCGCGGUCCAGGAUAUUAUUGGCGUACUCAAGGGAUCGGAAUUGGCCGGUAGCGUUGCUAUCGGUGAUGGAUCCAUGGAAGCUUGCAUCAAGAUCGUGGCUGCUUCAUCCGGAGUCAAAUUCAUCGCACAAGCAUCUCUUCCCAUGCCCAGUCAGAUCCCUCCCACAGGGAUGAACAUGGUAUCGUUCAUUGCGCGUUUCCUCUGGUUCAAGGUUUCGACCAUGGUAAACUGCAAAGUCAAGGGCAUCGGCUACAAAUUCAUCUGGGGAGACGAUGUCAUGGAGAAUGAGGUAGGAAGUGCCAUUUACGAGCAUUUCCUACCUGGCGCAUUGGCGGCGGGCAAAUACAAGUGUGCUCCUGAACCUGUGGUUGUCGGCAAGGGGUUGGAUCAGAUUCAGGAAGCAUUGGAGCGCAUCAAGAAGGGUGUUUCGGCCCAGAAGUUGAUUGUGGUGCUUUAG
Messenger RNA from Bipolaris zeicola 26-R-13, 1113 nucleotides. RefSeq lists its product as uncharacterized. NCBI's taxonomy places the organism in Eukaryota, Fungi, Ascomycota, Dothideomycetes, Pleosporales, Pleosporaceae. The transcript has a single exon. Gene Ontology annotation, molecular function: oxidoreductase activity, acting on NAD(P)H. The record is from RefSeq and is a predicted model, not a curated record. Bases 1 to 1113 code for a protein of 370 amino acids.